AAAACUGAAAAGCUCUCUCUCUCUCUCUCUCUCUCUCUCUCUCAUCGUCUGCACAUUGGAUGUGAAUCGUUAGAUUUCUGAAGAUUAUGCAUGUUUGGCGUUUUUCUUCUCAAGAAAUUUAAUCGCUGCACAGAGAGUCUGCUGCUGGAGAGUUAUUUUUGCUCCAAAUUUCGCUAAAAUUUGAGUGAUAUUUUUUUUGAAGCGGAGAGCUGUUUGAGCCUGUGAUUCGUUCGAUUUUGAAGUUCAAAUCGAGAUCUCAUAGCAUCGCGUCACUGAUUUACAGUUAGAAAUCACAUUACGAAGCUCUGUGUUUGUGCGGCGUCUGAGAAUCUGGAGGUUGCUUGGAAAUUGGCUGUGCCCGUUUGAUUUGUGAGACCAGUAGCUACUGAAGAUGGAAGCAUAGAAAUACGAAAUUCAAGAAGAAAUUGUGUUUAAUUCGUAUCAGUGUUGUGAAGUGUGAAUUGUUUGGUGACAUUGAUUUGUCUGAGUUGGCUACAAUGGGUUUCGACCUUGGCUCUGUUUCGGCAGAGAUAGGAAAGGUUUCUACAUCUGACCAUACGUCAGUCGUUUCAAUGAACUUGUUUGUGGCGCUUCUCUGCGCUUGCAUUGUGAUUGGGCAUCUAUUGGAAGAGUCCCGGUGGAUGAAUGAGUCAAUUACUGCACUUUCAAUCGGUCUGUGCACAGGUGUUGUGAUUCUGCUCACUACCGGAGGAAAAAGCUCACGUCUUUUAGUUUUCAGCGAGGAUCUUUUCUUCAUUUAUCUUCUUCCGCCUAUCAUAUUCAAUGCUGGAUUUCAGGUAAAGAAGAAGCAGUUUUUUCGCAACUUCAUGACUAUUAUACUGUUCGGUGCAAUUGGUACUUUAAUAUCCUGCGGCAUCAUAUCACUGGGUGCUAUACACUUCUUCAGUAAAAUGAAUAUUGGUUCCCUUGAAAUAGGAGAUUAUCUUGCCAUUGGAGCAAUCUUUUCUGCAACGGAUUCUGUUUGCACCUUGCAGGUCCUUAAUCAAGAUGAGAGACCUUUACUAUACAGUCUGGUUUUUGGCGAAGGUGUUGUAAAUGAUGCUACAUCAGUGGUACUUUUCAAUGCAAUCCAGAGUUUUGACCUGUCAAAUACAAACUCAAGUAUUGCCUUGCAGUUUGUUGGCAACUUCUUGUAUUUAUUCAUCGCAAGCACUGUGCUAGGAGUUAUAGCUGGACUGCUUAGUGCAUACAUUAUUAAAAAGCUGUAUUUUGGAAGGCACUCUACAGAUCGUGAGGUUGCUAUAAUGAUACUCAUGGCUUACCUUUCGUAUAUGCUUGCUGAAUUAUUCUAUUUGAGUGCCAUUCUCACAGUUUUCUUUUGUGGAAUUGUCAUGUCCCACUACACCUGGCACAAUGUAACUGAAAGCUCAAGAGUCACCACCAAGCAUGCUUUUGCGACACUGUCAUUUGUUGCCGAGAUCUUUAUUUUUCUUUAUGUUGGCAUGGAUGCAUUGGACAUUGAAAAGUGGAGAUUUGUAAGGAGCAGCCCAGGGAAAUCAGUAGGAGUGAGUGCGAUACUAUUGGGACUGAUUCUAGUUGGAAGAGCAGCAUUAGUUUUCCCCCUAUCCUUCCUAUCAAACUUGACUAAGUACUCUUCAAGUGAAAAAAUCAACAUAAAGCAGCAAGUUACAAUUUGGUGGGCUGGUCUAAUGCGAGGUGCUGUAUCUAUGGCGCUUGCAUAUAACCAGUUUACAAGGCUAGGCCAUACUCAAUUGCGAGGGAAUGCGAUCAUGAUCACUAGCACUAUCACAGUUGUCCUCUUCAGCACAGUGGUGUACGGGUUAAUGACUAAACCUCUUGUGAGAUUUUUGCUGCCUUUGCCGAAGCACUUGAGCAGCAUGGUUUCUCCAGAGCCAUCCAGUCCUAAAUCAUUCACAGUUCCACUUAUUGCCAAUGGGCAGGACCCAGAAGCUGACUUAUUGGGUACCCAAAACGUGCUUCGCCCCACCAGCUUACGCAUGCUUCUGACCACCCCAAGCCAAACUGUCCACUGCUAUUGGCGAAAAUUUGACAAUGCAUUCAUGCGACCUGUUUUUGGUGGGCGAGGUUUUGUACCUUUUGUUCCUGGCUCACCCACCGAACAAACUGAUCAACAAUGGCAGUGACAAAACAGAUCCAAAGAGAGUACACACAUACAUACAUACAUACCAAUUAAUACUAAUUUCACGUUAUAGGGUUUUGGUUUUGGUUUUGAUUUCGUUUUGGGGGGUGAAUAUGAGUUUUAGUGCCGGGGGUGAGAGAGCAUUUUGUUUUGUUUUUUUGUUUUUUAACACUGGUUGCUUUUGUUUUAUUUGGGCGACUUUGAUAGAAUUUUUAUUUCACUAAUUUAUGUUUUUCGAGAAUUUGGGAAGGGCUGUGUUUAAUGCAUUAUUCACGUUUGUAAUGGCUUUUGACAAGUAGCUGUGUUAAUUGUUUGGUGUAUCUGGAUUUGACUAGCGUGGAUUUUGACAAGCCCUGUUUGUCCUCUGUAUUUUGAAAUGGAUUUGACUAUGGCGGAAUAGCUUC
Messenger RNA from Malania oleifera, 2526 nucleotides. RefSeq names its product sodium/hydrogen exchanger 1-like. NCBI's taxonomy places the organism in Eukaryota, Viridiplantae, Streptophyta, Magnoliopsida, Santalales, Ximeniaceae. Gene Ontology annotation, molecular function: sodium:proton antiporter activity. The transcript is spliced from 15 exons. Gene Ontology annotation, cellular component: membrane. The record is from RefSeq and is a predicted model, not a curated record. Gene Ontology annotation, biological process: sodium ion transport; proton transmembrane transport; regulation of pH. Bases 498 to 2126 code for a protein of 542 amino acids.